Molecule: messenger RNA, 3887 nt
Organism: Ostrea edulis (European flat oyster)
Lineage: Eukaryota; Metazoa; Mollusca; Bivalvia; Ostreida; Ostreidae
Product: alpha-mannosidase 2-like
Exons: 3
Coding region: 523-3744 (1073 amino acids)
Biological process (GO): protein deglycosylation; mannose metabolic process; N-glycan processing
Cellular component (GO): Golgi membrane
Molecular function (GO): alpha-mannosidase activity; carbohydrate binding
Source: RefSeq, a predicted model, not a curated record
CUUCCCAGAGGCUAUAAAUAACAAGCUUCGCUAUACAAAUUCCUAUCUUCGCCUUCCUUGUCCGUCUAGUUAGCAGGACUGAGUUCAGAUCUGUCGAUUAUGUGAAUGGUUGCAUUGUUUCCUGUCUAUGGAGUGUGAGCGAGAUGGAGGCAGGGUCGUGCAGAUGAAAGGAAACAUUCUACUGACCAGGUAUGGCAGCAUGUGUAUUCCUUAUCACAUUCAAUUCUUCCUUACGAUGUGCAUGACUGCUUGCCUCGUACAGCAGAGGGGGCUUUACAUUGAGAUUUAUUGUUGUAAACAAAUACGACAUGCUGAGAGAAAGUAGAGUAUAAUCUUGGUUAUAUUUACUACGCGAUGCAUAAAUCUUUGGACUUAUUGAUUUCUAUAGGAUCGGAGUAGCGGAGGGGUUCCCUUGAAAGACGUAAGAGAUAGCAGCCGUCCUAUGAAGCUCAGAUAAGAUAAACAUGGGACUUACAUGAGUUUCCGCCACAUUACUGAGUGAAACCUUAGAUAUAAAGGACGAUGAAGUACAAACAACGCUUAAUUUUCAUGUCUGUUGCGUCCGUGACGCUAGUGAUUGUGGCGAUGUACAAACUUUACCGAAAGGAAACUGUGACUGAAAUGAUAAGUAAUCUUCCCAAGUUAGGGUUUCCUGUCAUUGGUGACACUCUGUUAAUUUCGAGCAGCUGUUUGGAUAAGCCUGUGACAUCAGACUGGAUGGUAGAGGAGAUGUUAGAUGAAAUGAACUUUACAACGAAUUCCAGAGAAAGUGGUGGGUUGUACGUUCUUCACGAAAAGAGUGCAAACUUCAAGAGUAAUCUCAAAAAAAGCAAUGCUCCCCUGCAGGUAGUCGUGGUACCCCAUUCCCAUAAUGACCCCGGCUGGCUGUGGACCUUGGAAACGUACUACACUGUCAGAACCAGAAGCAUUCUCACCAACACUGUUCUGUUUCUUGAGAAAUUUCCAGAUUUUAGAAUGAUUUGGACAGAGACCAUUUUUCUUGAUAUAUGGUGGAAAGAAACCACCCUUGACAUGCAGAACAAAUUUAAAGACCUCGUCAAACAGGGUAGAAUUGAAAUAUUAUCUGGAGGUUGGGUGUCAGUGGACGAGGCUACGACGCACUUCACAGCAGUCAUAGAUCAGCUGGUAGAAGGACAUUUGUGGAUCAGAGAUAUCCUAGGGGUCACCCCCAAUAUCAGCUGGUCGAUCGAUCCAUUCGGUUAUUCGACUAGUUUGCCGUAUCUGUGGUAUAAAUCUGGUAUGACGGACAUGACAAUAUUGCGGGUUCAUGGGGCAUUAAAACAGUACAUGGGCCACCGUCACAUGAUGACGUUUAAUUGGCGUCAACCGUGGGAUCUAAUGGGAAAAAGCGAUAUAUUGUGUCAUGUGGAACCUUAUACAUUGUACAAUAUCGAGUAUAGUUGUGGACCUGACCAAGAUGUGUGUGCUGUCAUGGACUUUGGUCGUCGAGCUCCACUUCCUAGUGAAAAGGAUGCACCCAUUGCUAUUGGUAAUGGUGAGAAACAAGCCAAAAAUCUCCAUGAAUAUGCCACGAUGGUCGCAAACCAGUACCGACAAAAAGCAGAUCAUUAUAAACAUGACGUGCUACUCAUGCCACAUGGAGACGACUUCAGGUACAUCAUGGAUCACGAAUUCCAAUCCAACUACGAUAAUAUGAAGAAAUUAAUGGACCAUAUAAAUUCUAGACCAGAAUUAAACAUUCGGAUGCGAUUUGGAACUGUGGGUGAUUAUUUCAACGAGCUGCACAAGAGCAUUACGAAGUCUGGCAAACCAGACACAUCGCUGAGUGGGGAUUUUUUCACUUAUACAGACCGAGAUGAUGAAUAUUGGAGUGGUUAUUACACAUCCCGGCCCUUUGACAAACGAAUGAUAAGAUAUCUGCUGGAGGUAUUGAAAACAGCGGAGAUGUUGACCACAUUCGCUGUGUACCGUGCGAAACAACAAGGCUAUGUCUACAAACACGUUGAAAAGGUUCUGAAAGAUUUGCAGGAGGCCAGACGUACUCAUGGUCUAGUUCAGCACCAUGAUGCCAUUACUGGAACAUCCGCUCACCCGACAGUGGUGGACUUUGAAAAUCGUAUAACAGGUGCUAUAACUUUAUUGCAGGGCGUUAUUUCAAGAGACAUCGAAAGUAUUUUGUUGAAAGAGUCAGCGACGGCGAAUGUCAACAUUGUACCUAUUCAUGUUCAAUCAAAACCCGAGGCACCUCUGGAACGACGCGUUAUUAGUGUAUCCGAAUCUGGAACCCAUGUUAUCUUUACCAACUCCUACACACAGAGGCGCAAAGAUUACGUUAGUCUUAUAGUGAAUUCUGUUAUGAUCCAGGUUCUGGACCAGUACGGAAAGGAGGUACAAGUACAGAUUAACCCUUGUUGGAAUAGCCAAAAUGAUAUAGCCAAGAAGAUCUUUGAGGUCGUCUUUCCAGUUGAGGUACCAGCGAUGUCGUUUGCAAUAUUUGUUUUCAAACGAUCCCAAACGAGUAAAUCCCAAUAUUCGAGUGUUAAGGUGAUGAAUGGAAAAGUAAAUACCCCGUUACCUAACAUAUUCAAAGCAGAGGAUAUACCUUCAAGUCAGAAAGAAUUUACAGUGGACACCCAGAAGUUAGCAGUCGCGUUUACGGAUAAAGGAGUGAUGAAAUCGGUUUGUCGUAAAAAUAAAGGGCGAGGGCGUUGCACCGAUGUUAAAGUCGGUUGGCAUUGGUACAAAGGUGUCAACAGCAAUGCCUAUUGUUUUGGGACGGAUGGAACCAAGACGAAGUUAUUUGAUGAGGACGUUUUUGUGAGGAUGAUAUCGGGUGUUUACACUACCACCGUUAUUAUCAAUCAUGUUCUAUUGCAGCACACUACAACUAUCUACAAUACCAGUGAUAUUCACGGCAACUAUGUUUAUAUUGAAAAUGUAGCGACAUUAAUCUCAGCAGGAGACAGAGACAAGGAAUUAUUUAUGGAACUGGAUACGUCUGUCAAAAAUCCAUAUAUGCAAUAUUACACUGACUCCAACUCAUUCCAACUGAUAAGCAGACAGACUCGGGAUAAUUAUCCAAUGGCUGCCAACAUAUUUCCGAUAACUUCUAUGGCAGUCAUGCAGGAUUCAAAAACGAGACUAACGGUACAUGUUGCUCAACCUUUGGGAAUUGGAAGCUUUAAACCUGGUUCUUUUGAAAUCUUAAUUGAUCGUGUUCCAACCUCAUCGGGCAAAGGCCUAGAGGAGCCGGUUAUUGACAAUAAGCCUACUCUUAGUAAGUUUAUUCUUCAUAUAGAAGAUUUCAGUAAAGAAGAGAUUAUGACUAAAAAUCAUCGGAAAAGGAUGGUUCAUCCUUCAAUAGAGAGCUUCCUUGUAAACGAUUUUCUCCAGCACCCUCUACUUCCGUUCGUUGCGAGCCGGAAGUACGAUUUGAAGGAAUUUAGUUUUGUAAAGUCAAGCUUGCCAUGUGACCUGGUCAUAGCUAAUUUAAAGACUUUUAUUUCCGAACACCAGGAACCAUUGGGUACUGGUUUAACUCUACACCAACGCAAGACGUCUUGCAAUAUACCUAAUGAAAAUACACCGUGUUCCUCUAGUGUUUCUAAACUCAGGUUAUUUGAUAUUUUCAGGGAGCUUACAAUUAAAGAAAUACAAAAAAUGUCUCUGACAUAUUUGCAUGAAAAGGAGAAAUUGUCACAAACGUCUGAAGUCGUUAUCAAUAGUAUGGAAAUAGAGUCUUAUAAAAUUCAGUGGUCUUAGCACCAAUAUGUGUAUACGUUAUAUGUUUACAUGUAAAUACGCAUCUCUGGGUAAUUUAUUUCAUGCUUGUUGGUUUCAUGUUCACUGUACAUUCCUUUUGUUAUUUCAUACACUUGUUGAAUAAAGGUGGAAUUUAGAUAAAA